UUUUGAAUGAACAUUUUUACCGCAUUUCUUCACUUUUGCAGCAGGCUUUGCCUUGCAGAUGGCACAGCACGAGCUAACAGAGCCGGGUGUGCUUUCCCUUUCUUUGUCAGGACCCACCAUGUCUGACAAACCAGAUUUCGCAGAAAUUGAAACGUUUGAUAAGACCAAGCUGAAGAAGACAGAAACAAGAGAGAAAAAUCCAUUGCCCACCAAAGAAACUAUCGAACAAGAAAAGCAAAGUGAGAACGCACCCUGAGCGUCAGAGAGAUGAUGUGACUGCUGCUUCUUCGGUGGGGUUUGGGCUUCUGCGCUGGGUUUUGUUCUGUUUUGUUUCCCCUCCCUUCCACUUUCCCCUCAGUGCUCAUUAUCCAUUUCAUUUAUUUCAUUUAGCAAACACUCCUUUCAUGUUCCCAGGAAGAAGUUUGUUUUGUAUGUGUUGCUCUGUAUUCUUAAAAUGGGAAUUCAAAGUUCUGUACCACACCCAUCACUUGAAAAAAAACAAAAAAACAAAAAAAAACAACCAACUGCAUAAAAAUGUUUUCCUAAACCUCACAAUGAAGAAGUUUCUUCCAUCCAGCUGUGUUUG
Molecule: messenger RNA, 586 nt
Organism: Lagopus leucura (white-tailed ptarmigan)
Lineage: Eukaryota; Metazoa; Chordata; Aves; Galliformes; Phasianidae
Product: thymosin beta-12-like
Exons: 2
Coding region: 59-256 (65 amino acids)
Biological process (GO): actin filament organization; regulation of cell migration
Cellular component (GO): cytoplasm
Molecular function (GO): actin monomer binding
Source: RefSeq, a predicted model, not a curated record